GUAAAGUACAGUACAAUGGUUCUCACCAAUGUUUACUUUUUAACAGCAGGAUACCACAAACUCUUUUCCAAUUAACUGCCCAUAGAAACAAUGCCAUCAAAUGGAUCUUGUAAUAAUAUACAGAAAAUUAUUGACAUAACUACACAGGACUAAAUACAAAAUGAUACCUUGACUUCAGUGGUAUACUGUGGAACGGCUAUGUGGUGUUGGGCAAACUUGUUGGGAACAGGUUUUUCUAAUAGUGGACAAUACUGCAGUGUUUCAUUGCAGUUACACAGAAACUGUGUAUUUAUUUGUCAGAUAACAAUCUGCAUCUAAAUUUAAGCUCCACCUUGAGAUCAGUAUCACUAUUCCACUUAUUAAUAUACAAAUAUCUGUGGCUUUGGAGGAGAAGGGCUCAGAAAGAGGAGACAGCAACCUCUCGGCCACAGCAGAGGUGUGGCAGCAAUGGGGACCCUAACCAUGUUAGGAGUGUGGAUGCUGAGUGCAGUUAUAACAGGCAUCACAGCACAACACGCAGAUUUUGAGUUUUACUCUGAUAUGGCCCCGGAUGCAGAGAUGAUGCCAACAAUUCCAGAUAUCAUAGGUGACAGUUAUGAGAGUCUGAUAGGAUUGAAUGUGGAUCACAGCGGGCAGGUGUGCAGCACAUGGGGAAACUUCCACUUCAAUACAUUUGAUGGACAAUUCUUCCAGCUGCCCUACGCCUGUAACUACAUCCUGGCCACCAUGUGUGACAGCAUCAUGCCUGACUUCAACAUCCAGCUUAGAAGAACGUAUGACAAUGACAUCGUCACGAGUACUUUUACCUUAUGGCUACAGGAGAAUGUCAUUAAGCUUCAUAAUGGCAACAUUACUAUGAAUGAAGAACUAAAGACCAUCCCGAGCAAUCAGCAAGGAGUUCGGAUUGAGAGAUCAACAGAUUAUGUUAAAAUACGAUCCAGUAAACUGGGACUAACAGUUUAUUGGGAUAAACAAAACUCACUCUGGAUUGAGAUCAACGAAAAGUACAGCGGUCAGAUCUGUGGACUUUGUGGUGACUUUAAUGGCAUCAAGAACAAUGAGUUUACAGAAAACGAUGUUAAUCUAACAACUCAACAAUAUGGCCUUAAAUGGAAGUCGGAUGCAAUCACUGAGACAUGUGAGCAAACUGAGAUUCAUCCUGAGGAAUGCAAUAUUCAGAGAGCCAUGUGUGAAGAGUAUUUUGAUAAUAAAGCAUUCAGCGGCUGCCACAGUCUGCUGCCUGUUGCGGGGUUUGUGGAAGCAUGUAUUAAGGACCUGUGUCAGUGUAACAGCAGCCAGGCUGAUUGUCUUUGUGACACCUUAUCUGAGUACUCACGCCAGUGUGCACACGCUGGGGGCCAGCCGCAGAGUUGGAGAACCAAAGAGCUGUGUGAUAAAAAGUGUCCAUUUAACUUGGAACACAGUGAAUGUUCGAGACCAUGCCAGGACACCUGUUCUAACCAACAGACGAGCCAAGUCUGUGCAGAGCACUGUGUAGACGGAUGUUUCUGCCCAUCAGGAACUGUGUUUAAUGACAUUGAGAAAAAUGGCUGCGUCUCAGUUAAAAAGUGUCCCUGCACCCACAAUGGAAAUAUUUAUCAGGCAGGAGAAUCGUAUACCAGGACUUGUCAAAAAUGUAAGUGCACUAAUGGACGGUGGAAUUGUGUGAAGCUGGACUGUCUAGGCACCUGCUCUUUGCUGGGAGGAUCUCAUAUCACCACAUACGACGGCAAAGCCUACACCUUCCACGGAAACUGCUAUUAUAUUCUUUCCAAGGACAAAGAACAGACAGUCUCAGGGAGCCUGGCGCAGUGUGGUACUCAGACAUGUCUGACUGAAGUACAACUGUCGAUCCAAGGAACCACAGUUACUUUCUCCAACACAAAAGCUGUACGUAUGAAUGAACAAGAAACUAUGCUUCCAGUUUUUAUUGAUGGACUGACAAUCUUCAGGCCUUCAACAUUCUUCAUCAUUGCCCAGACUCCAAGCUUUCAGCUGACGAUCCAAAUGGUUCCCAUCAUGCAAGUGUACAUUUUAGUCAGUCCUGAAAAAAAUGGAACAUUAAAUGGUCUGUGUGGAAACUUUAAUGAUAUCCAGGCAGAUGAUUUUACAACAGAAUCCGGACAGAAAGAAGGCACGGCCACCACUUUUGCCAACAUAUGGAAGGCUAGGUCUGACUGUCCAGAUGUUGAUAACCUUCCUCAAUACCCUUGUAAUAUGAACAUGGAAAAAGAGAAAUAUGCCAAAGUAUGGUGUGACAUUAUCACUGACACAGACGGAGUCUUUUCCCCCUGCCAUGCUGAAGUCAACCCAAACAAUUACAAAGAUAGAUGUGUUUAUGAUACAUGUCAAUGUGCCAAUAGUGAGGAGUGCAUGUGUGCAGCUCUGUCAUCCUAUGCACAUGUAUGUGCUGCUAAAGGUGUUCUGCUUGAUGGUUGGAGAAACAACACCUGUGGCAAGUUCUCCAAAUGUGAAGGCAACAUGCAGUACUCUUACAGCCAGACUAGCUGUGGGUCCACUUGCCGCUCCCUCAGUGGAAUAGACUAUACAUGUAAGGUGAAACACACACCAGUGGAUGGUUGUGGCUGUGCUGAGGGCACCUACCUCAAUGACAAGGACGAGUGCGUGUCUGACUCCAGCUGCCCCUGUUACUACAACAAUCAGGUUAUGGUCCCCUCUGAGGUCAUCACCGUGAAUGGCGCUAAAUGCACCUGCACUCACGGCAAACUAGAGUGUAUUGGUAAACAGCAGGUUGAGCAAAUUGACUGCAAAGCUCCUAUGUACUACUUCAACUGCUCAGAUGCUGACCCUGGAGCAAAAGGCAUAGAAUGCCAGAAAAGCUGCCAGACCCAGUCACCCUACUGUAUAAGUACACCGUGUCAAUCAGGGUGUAUGUGUCCAAAUGGUCAACUGGUUAAUAGGCAUGGAACAUGUGUGACAGAAGAUCUCUGCGAGUGUUUUCACAAUGGAUUAUAUUACCAGCCUUAUGAAACGAUUCAAGAAAACUGCAACACAUGCACUUGCAAAAAGGGCAACUUUAUUUGCACAACUAAAAAAUGUCCUGCCACAUGCACGAUCUUUGGUGAAGGUCAUUACAAGACCUUUGAUGGUACAAGAUAUGAUUUCAAUGGAGACUGUGAAUACCUGUUGGCCCAGGACUACUGCAGCAACAGCUUUACUGGAUCAUUUCGUAUCAUCACAGAGAACAUCCCCUGCGGCACAACUGGGACCACCUGUUCCAAAUCUAUUAAAAUCUUUCUAGGGAAGGAACGUAUUCUGCUAAAUGAGAACAUUACGGAUAUUCCUUAUAACUAUAGCAAAAAAAUCCCUUACAAAAUCCACACUGUGGGGAUUUACCGAAUUAUUGAAGCCAGUAAUGGUCUGGUUCUCUACUGGGACAACAAAACAAGUCUUCACAUCAGACUCAGUCCUUCAUUUCAGGGAAAAGUAUGUGGACUGUGUGGUAAUUACGACGGCAAUGGGAAAAAUGACUUUGUGACUCGUGCUGGAGAGGAAGUGGUGGAGCCACUUAAAUUUGGAAACAGCUGGAGAGUUUUUACAACAUGCUCUAAAGCCAAAAUCGUCAGCAGCCCUUGUGAGCUGAGACCACAUCGCCAUACCUGGGCUGCCAAACACUGCAACAUCAUCAAUGAAGAAGGAGUCUUCGGUUUAUGCCAUAACUUGGUGGACCGAACUAAAUAUUAUGAUAUAUGUAUGCAAGACACAUGUGCAUGUGACACUGGUGGAGACUGUGAGUGUUUCUGUACUGCAGUAGCAGCAUAUGCUGCAGCAUGUAGAGAGCAGGGCGUCUGUAUAUCAUGGAGGAACCCAACCACCUGCCCCCUGUUUUGUGACUACUAUAACUCCCCUGGAAGCUGUGAGUGGCACUAUCAAUCCUGUGGUGACCCUUGCAUAAAAACCUGUACAAAUCCAUCAGGAAACUGUUCCAAUAUAACUUCAAUCAAAGUAGAGGGUAAGAAUUUCUUCAGUAACUUCACAACUGUUUGGUCAUAUGAAGGCUGCUUAACUAAAGAGCACAAGAAGCAAAAAAAUGCUGUAAAAUGGGUUUCCUUUAACUAG
Molecule: messenger RNA, 4080 nt
Organism: Astyanax mexicanus (Mexican tetra)
Lineage: Eukaryota; Metazoa; Chordata; Actinopteri; Characiformes; Acestrorhamphidae
Product: mucin-5B-like
Exons: 28
Coding region: 448-4080 (1210 amino acids)
Cellular component (GO): extracellular matrix
Molecular function (GO): protein binding
Source: RefSeq, a predicted model, not a curated record